AUGUCGCUGUCAUCGUCCUGCCCGGAUCUGGAGCUGUCGGACCGUUCGAACGCUUGGCGCGACGACGUCAUGCUGCUGGAUCUGGAGCUUUCGUACCGUUCAGACGUUCCGGUCAUAGAUGCAAUGCUGCUCCUUGUACUCAUUGGACUCGAAUCAGACUCCACCCACUCCUCAUCACUCAGACCACCCUUCCCUGAAGCCGAUCUCUCACUGCCGGAGCUGCUUCACGAUGCGCAGACGGUAGGCCUUGGCGGCAUCACUCGCAAGUCCAUUUCUCCGGCUGCAGAUUUUCGAUUUGGACCUCCCCCUAAAAUCAGUGGCUGA
Molecule: messenger RNA, 324 nt
Organism: Phytophthora infestans T30-4
Lineage: Eukaryota; Oomycota; Peronosporomycetes; Peronosporales; Peronosporaceae
Exons: 1
Coding region: 1-324 (107 amino acids)
Source: RefSeq, a predicted model, not a curated record